UGCUGAUGUGUGCGCUAGAUGAAAACUUGACUACUGGUCUAUCCUCUGCAUUCGUUGCACUCGCAGUGAUCGUUGCACACUCGUCGCAACGUCGGACGUAUCGUUCGGUAUCAUAACAACACAAUUCCAACAUUUCCAUCGAUUGAAUCUUCGAAUUGCGAGAAAAAACGAGUUUUCGAAUUUUUAAAAUUGAAAAAGAGGACAAGUCAGAGUCAACACCAGAGAAAGUAGAAUCCACUGGGUCUGCGGGAAGCGUCCAAGCGUCUAGGGGUUUGAUCGAUCGAGAAUAAACUGGGGAGUUAAACGCGAGCGGUGUUAAAGCCUUUUUCUGCCUCUCGUUAUUUCCACGAGGAAUAUUAAAUUUUUAUUCUUGUUUAUCGAUUUUUAAAAAUAUUUUCGACGGAGCGAUCGAAACGGUCGACGGCUGUACCACUCACGAAGGGAGGGGCAUGCGAUUCAACAAACGAUGUGGUACUUCGGAGUAGUUGUUAAUGUAGUAUGUGUGUGACAACGGGAUUGACAACAUGGAUACAGUGGGUAAUUGCACACUGCCGGCAAUCGAGGACUUUCCACAUGACCUGUUUGACGAGGGGCAACGACAAGCCGGUGCUGUCGUCGUACAUGUCCUCAUAUCUCUUUACCUGUUCAUCGCUUUAGCGGUAGUAUGCGACAAAUUUUUCGUACCUGCUGUAGAAAGAAUAUGCCAUGCGUUGUCAAUGUCGAAGGACGUUGCAGGCGCCACGUUCAUGGCAGCCGCGACAUCCGCACCCGAGUUGUUCGUCAACGCAAUUGGCACAUUCAUCACCGAAGGUGAUAUCGGUGUCGGUACAAUAGUAGGAUCGGCGGUCUUUAAUAUUCUCGCAGUGCCCGCCUGCUGUGGAAUUGGCGCUGGAAUGGUCGUUCCACUGGAUUGGUGGCCAGUGAGCAGGGACUGUUUGGCCUACGGCGUCACAGUUGCAAUCUUAAUCUGCAUUAUUCACGAUGAGAGGGUGGAGUGGUACGAGGCACUGUGCCUGGUCCUCCUUUACAUCGUUUACAUCGCCGUUAUGUACUGGGACAAGUCCUUCCAACGGUGUACGAGAUUCCGGACGAAGAACAGCGCCUCAUCUUCAGAGGAUGGGCGAAUUACUCCAGGAGACGCUGGGGAAAUGCACUUAUCAAGAUCCGAUAAAUUGCAGUCGCCGGGUGAGAGAGUUGAGCAAAUUGCAACCAUCGAUGUACCACUGCAGAAUGGUGGCACUAAAAGCCAGGAGGAGAAUCACGAUGCUGAUUAUGAAUAUGAAUUGCUCGUUUGGCCAGCCCGAGGAGGAUGGAUCCGAAAAACCGCCUGGAUCCUCACCUGGCCAAUUCACCUCAUCUUCAUGUGUACAAUCCCCGACUGUGAGAAGCCAAGAUUCAAAAAAUGGUUUCCAAUAACAUUCCUCAUGUGCAUCAUAUGGAUAGGCUCACUCAGUUACGUCGUAGCCUGGAUGAUCACAAUUAUCGGCGACACACUGAAGAUACCAGACUCGGUUAUGGGUAUAACAUUUUUAGCUGCUGGAACUAGUGUGCCAGAAGCUGUCUCAAGUGUUAUUGUAGCGAAACAAGGUCACGGAUCGAUGGGAAUCAGCAACUCGAUCGGCUCAAAUACAUUCGACAUACUGCUGUGCCUCGGCUUACCCUGGCUCAUCAAGUCAUCAUUCUCACCGACUAUUCCUGGUCGUCACUUCAUAAGCAUCAACUCCGGUGGUCUAGAGUACAGUGCAAUAUCACUACUCUCGACUCUAUUACUCCUAUACAUAGCGUUUGCAUCAAACAAAUUUCAGCUUGAUCAGAAAGUUGGACGUGCUUGUCUCUGCAUGUACGCAGUCUUUCUCAUUCUCGCCUCGCUUAUCGAGCUCAAUGUAUUCUUCAGGGUAAAUCUUCCAACUUGCAAAAAAACAGUCAAGUGAUAUGAAAUUUCCUAGAAUCUCAAUCAUUAUCAUUCAAUUAUUAUUUUUUUGUAAUUCUUCUGAGAAUUGGGGUUUUGCAUGAAAUCAGAAUGGAAAAUAUUAGUUGAAUAUUUCGAGGAAUAUUUAAUGCUCUCCAUUCUAUUUUCAUUUUCGACAAUAAUAAACACGUACGAAAAAAUUUCGUAGGAACACCUAGUAUUUUAGUCAGGACAUUUUAUUGAAUUUCUGUUGAACUUCCUUAGAAAAUUCUAAUCGUUUCCCGUGGAUUUCAUUGAAGGACGUCGUUCUUCUGCGCAUUUUCUUUUCAAUUAAAAUGUUGAGUUGAAAAUGUUUUACAGAAAAAAUCAACAGAUGUUGAUGUUUUACUUGGAGUCUUCUGUCCUAUUUCAGAAACCAAAAAUCUGUCUUAUCGUUAUUUCCUCACUCUUAUUCUGACCCUUAGUUUCUGAUGCUCAUUCUGAUUGUAUUUGUUUACUUCUAUUCUGACUUUUAUUCUCACCCCUAUUUUUUGACUCUUAUCUUAAUUCCCUGUUCUAAUUUUAUAUCGCCAGAAGUCGAUUUAGAAUUCUAUAAUAUGGACAGAUACGACUCACCUUGUGGAGAAGGUUUACGUUUUGAUUUUUUCCUCAACGCAAGGAGUAAAAAAUCCAGUGAAAAAAUUCAAAAACUUAUAUCUCAGUAGAAUAGGUUACAUAAAACAUUCAAAAUCUAUUGAUUUCUUCCAUAAAAUAUUUUUUGCAUCGAACAUUUCUGUCCAAAAACUAAUAGAGUUUUCGAUAGAAGUACAAUAGAAUGUCCUAGGCUGCGCUCAGUUUUUCUAUCGAAUGUUCUCGUACGUGAAAUAUCAUGCAAAGCCCAAAUCAUUGAUCUACCACUGAGAUAUUCGGAUUACGGUCUGAGUGUGCUGGCAUUUUUUUUCGUUAUUAUUUCUUUCACAAGAAAACACGUGUCGUCAGAGGUACAUGAGGGGGUGUUUCUGAAGCACCAGAAUGGCUGUUAUAUAACACCCUGUCUUUAAAGGUGCGCUACGUAAUAUCGACUCAGAGACUUUCAAAUUUAUUCGCAUAAAAUAUCUACAUGGGCGCACACGUAUUAUUUUCCCCCCUUCGCCCUCCCACUACCCUAUUCUACUCUUUGUGUACAGUUUUUAUCACACACUUGAUACCAAGAAUUCAAAAAGGCAUUUUAUACGUUCAUAACUCUUCUGGAAUUUUUUUUUCCCCCUUCCUUUAGAACACUCGAGACUCAACUUUUAGCCGAAGAUUAUUAUUCUCGUGUAUUAUUUCAGUGUCUGUUAAUUUCUAGGGAAUUCUCUCAGCUCUCUCUUUCUCUCCCUCGCUCUCUACUUGAUAGUGACUAUUUUGGUAAUUUUUAAGUUAAGUGGACAUCAUUUUUAUUUUUAUUUUUUUGGCACGAAGAUUGAAACAACGAAGUUGAUAAUGAGUGCCGGCAAAUGAGUCAAUUAUUGCGUCGAUUUUAGGUCAAGGUUGCACAAGUGGAAAAUUUUAUUCUUGGAAAUUGUUGAAUUAAGGAAAAUUGAAAAGUGGAACAUACGUAGCUAGUUAAAUUUACGACUUAAGAUUAAUAAAUUGCAGUAAUAAAUUAUUAUAAAAGAAUA
Molecule: messenger RNA, 3549 nt
Organism: Diachasma alloeum
Lineage: Eukaryota; Metazoa; Arthropoda; Insecta; Hymenoptera; Braconidae
Gene: zyd
Product: sodium/potassium/calcium exchanger 4
Exons: 8
Coding region: 525-1931 (468 amino acids)
Biological process (GO): calcium ion transmembrane transport; intracellular calcium ion homeostasis
Cellular component (GO): membrane
Molecular function (GO): calcium, potassium:sodium antiporter activity; calcium channel activity
Source: RefSeq, a predicted model, not a curated record